AUGGACAAUAAUCUCGAUAGAAUGGGGAAGGAGCGUCAGCGUCAACGUCAACAACAACAUCAGCAUCGAUCUCCUGUUUUUAAACUUCUUCGUCGUCAUCGACAUCCGUCAGCAGUAUCAUCGUCACGAAUGGCCGAUCAAAAAUCUAAAAGCCAUGAUUCGUUUAUUAGUCAAACAAAAAAUAAUAACAAACGAAAAUCGGUAAAUGUAUUCGACAUUGCUAGUACGUGUAAUAGUUCUAGCAAUAGUGUGCGACAUAACCUAGACUGGUCAUCGACAAAUGCAACCACAGCCACAAUGGACAAUAAACAUUAUUUUGGUCUUUAUUUAAUUCGUAUUAAACAUAGUCUGGUUCUGUUUUCGUUAUCGUUGACUGCUCUUCAAAGUUUUGUUUAUUUAUUAUUGGCAGCUUUUUCUGGCAGACAUCAUUUGACACAAUUCAUUCUGGAAAUUGUUCUAUUCUCUUGCAUCUUACUUCUGUCAGUAACAUUAAUUAUACUACUUCAACGCGAAAAAUUCCUUCAUACUCAUGUAUAUAUAUCAUGUUUAUCAAUAUGGCUUUUGCUAACACUAUUUUCCGUCAUACCUAUGCUUCUACAACAACAUACAUCAAUUAUACAUCUAAUGGGUAUCGUUACAUUUUCAAUAAUAACUAUACAUACAACAUUACCUAUCUCACGAUCGUGGACGGCUCUAAUGGCGUCAAUAACAUCACUAAUUCAUUUAAUUCUUGUUACUCGUACACAUAAUAUUCAGAAUCCAAAUAACAAAAUUCAUCGGAUGGAAUUUAAACUUGAGGUUAUAUGUCUAUCAUUAUUUUUUGUUGCAUGCAAUCUAUUUGGUUUAUGUCAUCGAUAUUUAACAGAUGCACACCAGAAGAAAACAUAUCAAAAUACUAUGCGAUGCAUAGAAGCUCGUUUAAGACUUGAACGUGAAAAAGAACAACAAGAAACUUUAAUUCUGAGUGUUAUUCCAGCUCAUAUUGCAUUAAGUAUGAAAUCAGAGAUGUUACGAAAAGUUAAAGAGACAGCUAAAUAUCAUAAUCUUCAAUCAAGAGAUUAUGAUGAUCAAGGACUGAAUACAAAGAAUAUUAGUGUACGAAAAGCAACAUUUCAUGAUUUAUACAUAAAAAAACAUGAAAAUGUGACAAUAUUAUAUGCCGAUAUUGUAAAUUUUACACCAUUAUCAGAAAAAUUUACCCCACCGGAACUGGUACAAAUUCUUAAUAAGCUGUUUGGAAAAUUUGAUCAAUUAGCACAAGAAUGUGAUUGUAUGCGAAUAAAAAUCUUGGGCGAUUGUUAUUAUUGUGUUAGUGGCUUACCAAUAAGUCGACCCAAUCACGCAUCGAAUUGUGUUCGCAUGGGUUUGAAAAUGAUCGAUGAUAUCAAAUUAGUACGAGAGGCAACGGGUGUGAAUGUUGAUAUGCGCAUUGGAAUACACACAGGACGCGUCUUAUGUGGAGUGAUAGGUCUUAAAAAAUGGCAGUACGAUACAUGGUCCGAUGAUGUGACAUUAGCUAAUCAUAUUGAAGCGGGUGGCGUGCCGGGCCGUGUUCAUAUAUCUGAAAGUACAUUACUCAAAUUGGGGAACGAGUACGAAGUUGAAGAAGCUCAUGGAAAUGAACGUGAUGAAUACAUUGCUAAAUUAGGUAUUAAAACAUAUUUUAUAAUACCUCCGAAUGCACCGAAUGCACAAAACCAAUCAACGAUGAGCAGUGGUGAUACACGUAAAUCAAGCAAAAAAAUGCAAAAACUAUUGGAUACAUGGUCGAAUGAAACACCAUUUGCAGUGCAAGGUCAUGGUGACACGGAAAAAUCUGAUGCGGCAAAAAGUUUUGUACUGCUCGAAGAUAAUUUAAAACCAUUAGCAACUUCAUUUUCUUGCACACGUCGUCGGCGAAGUACAAAUGAUCUUGAGCCAUUUACACUUGAAUUUAGUAAACAAGCAAGGAAAGAUCAAACAGUUGUAGAUGAUGACGAAGAAAAUCGAACGGCUAAUGAAUCCUUGUUUCGUUCAUUGCCCGACCUAUGCUAUCGAUAUUAUGUUGUCAAUGCAGCUUGUGUGUUUCUAGUUAUUUUACUUAUUCAAGCAUUGAUCUUAGAAAAAAAUGCUCUUUUUCUUGUUUUGGUACUUAUUGGUGCAUGUGCAUUUGGUAUAGCAGCGUUACUCUGUGUUGUUGAUUUGUCAAAAUUACAACAUGACAAUCAUCGUUCGCUAUUAGACCAAUCAACUUAUUUAGUUACACAUUAUUAUUUUAUUCGUUUGCCUGUAACUCUUAUAUUAAUAUCUGUUUGUAUUCUAACACCAUUUGCUAUAUCGUGGCUCAAACCAAAUGCCGCCAAUGGAAUAUACACCAAUACAACAUUCGUAGCAAAUGUUUCUUAUACACAAAAUAUCAACAAUCAAGCUCAUAUUCUACCGACUCAAGCGAUUAGUGUUCUUCCAUCGUCGGUGAACUCUGAAACUUAUGAAUCAUGUCGUCAUUUCGAAUUUCAUAUAUUACUUAUUCAAUUGGCUUUAUUAACUGUUUCAUCAUUUAUGCAUUUAUAUUUUCUUCUUAAAGCAUUCAUUAUGAUUGUAACGGCAGCUAUUUAUGUAUCCUAUUCGCAUUAUUUUCAUGUCUAUAAUAUUAUCGCUCAUAGUAAUGGCUUAACAAGUAAUUUAUUGCUUAUACAAACAACGCUCGAAGUAUUCUUCUUUAUUCUUUUGUUAAUCGGUCUUGACCGACGGAUUGAAUAUAUGAGUCGAUUAGAUCUGCUAUGGACAGUUAAAUUUCAACACGAACAACAUGAAGCAGAAACCGUGAGCACUAUUAGUCGACUUUUAUUAGAAAAUAUUCUACCGAAACAUGUGGCUGAAAUAAUUCUCAAAGAAAAUAUGAGUCAGGGUUUAUAUCAUGAAAGUUAUGAUAAUGUGGUUGUUAUGUUUGCAUCCAUACCGGAUUUUAAAGAAUUCUAUGUUCAAUCCGAUGCUAAUAAUGAUGGUUUAGAAUGUUUAAGGUUACUCAAUGAAAUCAUUGCAGAAUUCGAUAAAUUAUUGGAUAAGAACAAAUUUAGUUGUGUUGAGAAAAUAAAAACUAUUGGUAGUACGUACAUGGCAGCUGCUGGUCUCAAUCCGGGUGCCGAACAUAGGAUGACUAGAGAACGAUAUAAUCAAAAUGUUGUUGCACUUGCGGAAUUUGCUUUUGCUAUGAUUGCAGUACUUGAAGGAAUUAAUCGGGAUUGUUUCAAUGAUUUCAAAUUGCGUGUUGGCAUGUGCAAUGGUCCUCUUGUUGCUGGUAUUGUUGGUGCCAAAAAACCUCAAUAUGAUAUUUGGGGAAAUACAGUUAAUGUUGCAUCGCGUAUGGAUAGCACUGGUGUUGUUAGCUGCAUUCAUGUACCGGAAGAAACUCAAAAAGUUUUAUUCGAACAUGGAUAUCCAUGCGAAUGUCGUGGAUCAAUAUAUGUCAAAGGUAAAGGUAACAUGACAACCUAUUUGGUUCGACCACGUGGUUAUAUGAUGCCAACGUCUGCUUCAUUUCUUUCCUCAAAACCCAUUGCAUCAAAUAAGUGA
Rotaria socialis is the source of this 3552-nucleotide messenger RNA. The record is from the annotation of a GenBank genome assembly. NCBI's taxonomy places the organism in Eukaryota, Metazoa, Rotifera, Eurotatoria, Philodinida, Philodinidae.